CUGUUGAAAUUCUCCUGUCAGACAACAAGAGGCGCCUCUCAGUACCGGUCAUAGUCAUAUAGCAACAAAUUUCUCCUGUUUCAGGUUAAGACAAUUCAACCAUAAGAGGCUUCCCUUGUAAAUUUUAAAAAUCUCCAAUUAUGUGAUCCUAUGGACGUCAUUGCUCAGAAGUCCUGACUGCUUUCUUCUCUUCAGCUGCACUCACUGCAGAUAUCCCUCAAGGGUUUUGAAGCAGCUAUUGCAGUUGGAGCCGAGGAGGUAGCUGCAGCUGCCUCAGCUUCAGAGUCUUCUUCAAAGUCAAAAACUAAGAAAGCAUUGAAGAUAGUCUUAGUUAUUGUUUUGAUGUUAUUUCUGCUGCAAGAGAGCUUUCAAUACCCGUUUUUGGGUAGGUUACUAACUACCGUUGAAAUUGCUGUAUAUUCCUUAAGAGGAAAGAGGAGGAAAAAUGGCUAGAAAAGUUAGUCUUAUUUCUUCCUAUUGAAUUCUCAAUCAGUUUAGUCUUCAACCUUGUAGAUAUAUAUCAUGUGUCAUGGGUUGCCCCUGUAGAAAUAACAUUGUUGGCACGCCUGAUAAUGUUUAAAACUGCAUUCUGCUCGAAAUCCCACUUUAUUUCAAAAUGAUUGUCAGAUACAUGUCUUUUUGGCUACUGCCAUAAGUUGAUGUAUGCGUUACUAGUGAAAAUGCUUUCCAUGUUUUUACUGAUGGUGAUCAGCACCAUGGACUCAUCGGUUUCAGGUCUUGGAGCUUAUCGAUUUUAUCCUAGAGUUCUAUCAGUAAAUGUUACCACUGGGGAUGUUGUUUACAUGCUAAAUGGACUUCGAGUAAAAACAAUUGUCGAUCUUGAGAAACUCAUGUCUGCUGCGUUCUGGAGAUUUUAUCUGUGAGCAUUUGGGAAGGGCAUCAAGUUCAAACACUACGGUUGCCUCGAAAAAGGAAGCAUAGUCUUGCAUUCUCAGUACUUCCUAGCAUUGACUUGAAUUAUGCUCUUGAUCAAAUAAACGCUAUGUUUUUAUAAUGGUAGAUGAGAAAGACCAUGACUUGUUUCAGGGUGCAACUUUGACAUAAAUUACGAGUUUUUGUGGGUAACCCUUGGAUUGCUUAGGUUUUGUUCACAUUGAAUAUGAAACUUGGGAGAGCAAUGAUUAUUUCGAAUUCUAAUAGAAAUUAUGUGACUAA
Rubroshorea leprosula is the source of this 1176-nucleotide messenger RNA. NCBI's taxonomy places the organism in Eukaryota, Viridiplantae, Streptophyta, Magnoliopsida, Malvales, Dipterocarpaceae. The record is from the annotation of a GenBank genome assembly.